Molecule: messenger RNA, 2861 nt
Organism: Candidula unifasciata
Lineage: Eukaryota; Metazoa; Mollusca; Gastropoda; Stylommatophora; Geomitridae
Source: the annotation of a GenBank genome assembly
GCUAUAUAUGAUUCCCUUCCAUACGAAGAAAGAUCACGGAAGGAGAACGAAAGAUUGGAAGCGAUUGCAGAAAGGUUACGACUGCGAUUCCGGAAGUACUUGCAAGUGUUGCGCACCAACAAGAUCACCGUGGAGAACUUGUACAAGUUCCACGUCAAGCAGCCAAUCACUUUGGGAUACAGCUGUUGUGCCAUGCCAUGCAAGGAAUUCCAGUGGCACAGUCUCUACGGCUGUAAGAUAGCGCGACACACCAGCUGUGACCUGAUACCCCCAAGCAUACCGCGCGGGGCCUUCAACCCUGGCCGCAAUCUCACGGAAGUGUGGCGCAGCAAUAUCCAGUACUUCCCCAGCCUGAAGUGGCAGUAUUUCAUCUCCAUGGAGGGGCUGCACAACGAGUACCCGGCCAAUAGUUUCAGCCAUCCUGUGCGACGACGGCACCGGCACCACCGCCAUCAAGGAUUGGAUGUGUUCCUGCACACCAUACAGCCACAGCGGAAGUAUGUUGUGAUCGUCAUGGACCACGGCAACUCCAUGAGUGUCACACAGCUGCGCACGGCCAAGGCCAUCACCAAGCAUCUGAUUGCAUCCUUCUCUGACAAUGACAGGAUUGGAGUGAUUGGCCUGUCCAGCAAGCCUGUGUACCCAAGGUCAGAUCCUUGUCUACCCCACACCAUGGUCCCUGCCACCUUUGAAACCCGAUUCUACUUCAGCAAAUUUGUCGACAGCUUGGAGAAAGUAGACUCAACCACCAACCAUACAUUAGGGUUUUUAAGGGCCUUUGAGAUGAUAGAAGAUCUCCUAGCCUCCGACUCAAUCACAGAGAACGCAAUGAUCCUGUACGUGAGUCGAGGGCUGUUGUCGUCAUUGACGGAGGCUAAAGAAGUCAUGGACAUCGUGGCUGUGCACAAUGCCAAGACAGGCCAUAAAGUUAUCAUCAACACAUAUGCUGUCAUUGAUGAUGGCAAAACAAUAAUGUAUGAAAAGAGUUUUCUCAAGGAUGUGGCUUAUCAGAACUUUGCCAGAUAUGAAGUUCCUUAUCGACUACCAACACCUGUUAUUAGGGGUAUCAUGAUGGCGAUUAAUUCUACCCAAGACUUGAGCUCAAGUGUGGGCAGGUUUUAUUUACCUCUGAAUCGGACUGCAGAGGACGACCCUGUGUUCUCACUGCCUUACAUCGAUGAAGCAGAUGGAGCCCUGACGAUGAGCCUCAGCCAACCCUGUGUGCAUACCUUACCCGACCAACCAGAUCUUCAUCACCUCAUUGGCUUGGUAGGGGUGGACCUGCACAUGGAAGAUGUGGCUCAAGAUGUUACCUACUACAGUCAUGCGGACAACUCUUACGCUUUCAUAGUUACCACACAAGGAUACACCAUCAUGCAUCCAUCCUUCCAACGCCCUCUGCGGACCAGCGUACAGCCCAUGCACACCGAUAUCAGGCAUUUUGAACAGCAUGCAGGAUUUCUGCAAGUGCGUUCGGCAAUUCUCAGCCAAGAGGAAGGGGACACAACUCUGUUACUGUACGUGACUAAUCAGACGGGUCAUGAUGAGCAGUGGGUGCAGGUUGAGCAUACAGCCAGAUACUUCUGGAAAAAGGUUGAAUCGGUUCCAUUUAUUGUGGUCAUCAAGUCCUACUAUGAGAAGAGGGAGCAAAAACAGCUGAAAAACAUUCUCAUGCACAGUCAGCCAGAGCUGUUGUACCACAGACUGGAUCUGUUUCCCAAUGACAAGAUGUGCUACCACCUGAAGCAGCUGGCCACACCAGAUGUGACCACGGUGUUCUUGUCAGCAAACAGCUUCCUUAACCCAUUUGAGCAUUUGAGUGAAGAGGAGACAAAAAGGUCGGUGCAGAGCUAUAUCGCCUACCUCAAGGAUGAUACCAGGUUGAUUACUAACCCAGGACUGAAGACUGAGGUGCGUAACGAUGUUGCAGCGACUGGCAGAAUCAGUGAGGAGUGGUUGAGGAGACACAAGGCCAGCGACUUCAACGAUUACAUUGUCAGAAGAUAUGUGGCAACGCCUAGCGGAGUUUUACGUACCUUUCCUGGAACCCUUCUGGACAAAAUGUAUGAUCCUACAAAAAGAGAAUGGUACAAUAGAGCGAUGGAGUACCCAGGCCAUGUGACCCUGUCGGCACCAUAUUUGGAUGUAGGUGGGGCAGGAUACAUUGUCACCAUCAGCCAUACAAUCUUUGAAGGAAAACCAGCAGCUUUGCACAGUCCCUUGGAUAAAGUUGUUGCUGUGAUGGGGAUGGACAUCACUCUUGGUUACUUUCACAAGCUGUUGGCCACCCAUAUCAAGAUCUGUGAGCACAAAGGCAUCAGGUGCUUUUUGAUGGAUGACAGAGGCUAUCUCAUUGCCCAUCCUGGGCUGAUUGAUCCGACAGGGAAAGGUCCAGCAGAACAGAGACACAUCACACAUAUGGAGCCUCUGGUGGCUAAUGAUAUCUUGAACCAUCGGGGCUUUGUGCAGAAGAGGCUGUGUAAUCGAUACAAUGACCGUACAGUGCAAAGAUACUUUCUGUUCAAUACAACUUUCACUGGGACACUCACAAACCUGGUUCAUGGGGAGCAGUGUGCCAGAUACCAGAUCACACACAUCCCUGGCACCAAUACCUUCCUGGGCCUAGUGAACCACACUUGUGAUACAGCAACAGCGUUCUGUCCUUGCAGCAUGUACGAUCGUCUGUGCCUAAACUGCAAACGUAUGGAGCAAACAGAAUGUGAAUGUCCCUGCGAAUGUCCCUUGGAGAUGGACUUCUGUUCUGGUUUGCUGCUGGACAGUGCCAUUGGUGUUUGUAUGAAUUACAUUGGUAGCCAUUGGUCCAUUGGUGUUUGUAUGAAAUUACAUUGGAGCCAUUUGGU